AAUGCGGCAGUCUGUUCACAAUAGGCUCGAACGGCCAAUGUGGUCCUGCACAAGGAACUCGAUGUCAUUCAAAUCAAUGCUGUUCUCAGUACAAUUACUGUGAAACUUCUUCGGGUAUUAUUAACUUUCAAAAGUAUGCUAUUGUCGCAUCGUGA
Messenger RNA from Ambispora gerdemannii, 155 nucleotides. NCBI's taxonomy places the organism in Eukaryota, Fungi, Glomeromycota, Glomeromycetes, Archaeosporales, Ambisporaceae. The record is from the annotation of a GenBank genome assembly.